Messenger RNA from Strongyloides ratti, 1335 nucleotides. Its product is annotated as Iron/zinc purple acid phosphatase-like protein. The transcript is spliced from 2 exons. Lineage: Eukaryota; Metazoa; Nematoda; Chromadorea; Rhabditida; Strongyloididae. The coding region runs from base 1 to 1335 and encodes 444 amino acids. The record is from RefSeq and is a predicted model, not a curated record. Gene Ontology annotation, molecular function: acid phosphatase activity; metal ion binding.
AUGAUAGUUUCAUGGGUAACUUUUUAUGAUUAUUCAGUUUCUCAUAGAAAACCAAUAGUUAAAUAUGGAACAUCUAGUAGUUGUAUGAGUAAAAUAAGUUUUGGUAGAAGUAAAAGUUUAAUUGAAAAUAAUAACUCAUCAAUUGUACGAUAUUAUCAUACAGUUUAUUUAAAAAAUUUAAAUUAUAAUAAAAAAUAUUAUUACAAAGUUGGUGAUGGUAGAAAAUGGAGUAAAAAAUUUUAUUUUAAAACAUUUCCAGGAGGAUCUAAUUUUGAUAUGAAAUUAUGUGUUUUUGGUGAUAUGGAUACAGGAAAGAUGGCAACAAUAAAGAAGGUAACAAAAGCUGUCAAAAAAGGAGAAUGCCAAUUGAUUAUUCAUCUAGGUGAUAUAGCUUAUCAAUUACAAAAAAAUGAUGGUUUAAUUGGAGAUGAUUUUAUGAGAAAAAUUGAACCAAUUGCAGCAUAUGCACCUUAUAUGGUUAUUGUUGGAAAUCAUGAAUUUGAUUGUACUGGAUUUACUCAUUAUAAUUAUAGAUUUAUAAUGCCAUUAGAUAAUGAUAAUAUAGAUAAAACUGAUCAUUUUUAUUCAUUUAAUCUUGGAUUUGUUAAUUUUGUUGGACUUUCUUCUGAAGUUUAUGGUUUUUAUAAAAUGUAUGGAAUAGAUCCUAUUAAAAGGCAAGCAGCAUGGCUUCACAGAACAUUAAAAAAUAUUCAAACAAAAAGAUAUAAUAGACCAUGGAUAAUAUCAUACUUUCAUAGACCAUUAUAUUGUUGGUAUAAAUUCUCUAAAGAUGAAUGUAAUGAAUAUGAAUCUACAACAUUAAAAAGUGGUACUAAAUAUAUACCAGGAUUAGAAAAAUAUUUGUAUGAUUAUAGUGUUGAUUUAGUACUCAAUGGACAUGAACAUGGUUAUCAAAGAAUGUAUCCUGUGUAUAAUCGAACAGUCUACAAAUAUGAUAAUGAUAUAUAUUAUAAUACACCUGCUCCUACUUAUGUAACAUCUGGUGUUGCAGGAUGUGUAAGAUGUACUCCAGUAGUAAUAAAUAAAACUAUGAUAUCACCAUUUUCAGCUAAAUUAUCUGUUAAAAUUGGUUAUACACAAAUUCAUGUAAUGAAUAAAACACAUAUGAAAUUAACCCAAAUUAGUGCUGAGGACGAUAAAAUAGAAGAUAAAUUUUGGAUUAUUAAAAAUCAUAAUUUGAAUAUGCAAAAAUUAAAAAAGAAAAAUAAAGGUAAAUAUUAUCCUUAUAAUGGUAAAACAAUAUAUCCAUAUUUACAAACUUCAUCAUUUAUCCAGAAAUGUUUAAAUUUUUAUAAUGCUUCAAAAUUAAAAUAA